AUGUCUAGCGGCUUCGUGUCUGGCGGUACGACUGACAAGCCGACCGAGCGCGACGAAGAAUGGCGCGUGGCGCAGGCAGAGCUCGAGGCGAAGCGGCUCGAGAAGGAAGACCGCGACAAGCAGCAUGACGGCAAGUCGCUGUACGAGGUGCUCCAGGCGAACAAAGCCGCCAAACAAGAUGCCUUUGAAGAAGCCACGCGAUUAAAGAACCAGUAUCGCGCUCUCGAUGACGACGAAGCCGAAUUCCUCGACUCGGUGCUAGAAGCUACGCGGAAGAAGGAGGCGGAGGUGCAGAAGGAUACACUAGAGCAGCUGGAUGCGUUUCGCAAGCAGCGGGAGGAGGCGGAGAGGAAGGCGCUGGAAGCGGAGGAGCCCGAGGGCGUGGUGGAGGAGGAGGCGCAUUGGGUCGCGCAUGGGAGGAAGAGGAAGAAGGGGCCUGAGCUGCUGAAGGGCGUGAAGUUGAGGAAGACGAGCUCCGCGACGGAGGAGAAGAAAGAUGUGGGGGGGAAGAGCAAUGCCGGAGACACGAAGAAGGCUCCUCUACCGGGAGCACCCGCGUCGACGGCGGCUGCAACGAAAUCGCCAUCUGCUUCGUCCGCGCCGAAGCCAUCCAUACCGGUGUCACUAAGUCUGGGAUACGCAUCUUCAGACGAAGACGAUUAA
This is a messenger RNA of Didymosphaeria variabile, 663 nucleotides long. RefSeq lists its product as uncharacterized. The transcript is spliced from 2 exons. Bases 1 to 663 code for a protein of 220 amino acids. Gene Ontology annotation, cellular component: nucleus. The record is from RefSeq and is a predicted model, not a curated record. Lineage: Eukaryota; Fungi; Ascomycota; Dothideomycetes; Pleosporales; Didymosphaeriaceae.